Molecule: messenger RNA, 963 nt
Organism: Anthonomus grandis grandis
Lineage: Eukaryota; Metazoa; Arthropoda; Insecta; Coleoptera; Curculionidae
Exons: 5
Coding region: 131-769 (212 amino acids)
Source: RefSeq, a predicted model, not a curated record
UUAGUCGCGUCUAGCUCAUCACUUUAUUUCAAGAACGGAUUCAUAAAGCAAUUUGCAAACCGGUUAUAACAAUAAUUCUGUUACUUGAUAAUUAACAACAUUGUUUAGUUAUCCAUCAUCUGCAGUCACGAUGAUUUUAGGAAAAUUGUUUGUGUUUACUGUGGUUUUAGGUGUUAGCAUAGCCUAUGCUAGCCCAGCUGACUAUAUCCCAAAAUCCUUCUACCUUAUUGACCAAGAAGGUCAUCAGUCAGCCCCUGUUUCUGUACGAAAUAGAAGGGACCUAAUGGACAAUCUCUCCAGAGUAAGAAGAGGGGGCGGCUAUGCCUCUUCGGGGGCCAGUAGUCAUGCUAGUGCUAGUGCCAGUAGCGGCUCCUUUGCCGGCACUGGUAGUGGAGGAAAUUUCGGAGAGUAUUUUCCUCAAGUGUUCCCAGAUCCAGCAGUAUUUUUUGGCGAACUACAAAAUUUGGUAAACAACAUCCCUAAAGGAGCGGGUGGAUCUGGAUCGGCCUUUGCUAGUUCCAGUUCUAGCUCUAACUCAGGCCUUGGAGGUGCUGGCACUGGUGCUGGUCAAAGCUAUGGAGGAUUAGGCUCAGGACAAGAUGCUGGAUACCAUGGACCUGUAUUAUUCUCGAGAAUGGGAGAAGCUGAAGGUACCGGCGUGCACGUAUCGGGACAAGCUGCAGGACCCAACGCAGCAUUCGCCUCAAGCAGUUCCAGUAUUGACGACAAGGGCAAAAUUAAAUACUCUGUACAAUCCGGAAAAUACUAAUAUGUCUAAAUUUAUACUGUCUUAUAUCGACAAUAAUCAUAAUUUUAUUUUUAGACUGACAAUGAUCAAAAUUUAUUAGUUAAGGUUUUUUUUAUAUGGUUACUUACAGGUCGUUUAAUUAUUUAUGCGAUUUUUUAAAUAUAUAUAUGUAAUAUGGAAUUUAUUGUUUAAGAAAAUAUAUAAAGUCUAACAAA